Messenger RNA from Homo sapiens (human), 2445 nucleotides. It is a transcript of the gene LHX2, whose product is annotated as LIM homeobox 2. The record is from RefSeq and is a predicted model, not a curated record. Gene Ontology annotation, molecular function: DNA-binding transcription factor activity, RNA polymerase II-specific; RNA polymerase II cis-regulatory region sequence-specific DNA binding; DNA binding. Gene Ontology annotation, biological process: positive regulation of DNA-templated transcription; negative regulation of gene expression, epigenetic; positive regulation of neural precursor cell proliferation. NCBI's taxonomy places the organism in Eukaryota, Metazoa, Chordata, Mammalia, Primates, Hominidae. The coding region runs from base 582 to 1526 and encodes 314 amino acids. Gene Ontology annotation, cellular component: nucleus. The transcript is spliced from 6 exons.
AAUUCUCCCGGUGGCUCGACUCGGCUCGCAGGCUUCGGAGAAACCCCUACUCCAGUCGCCGACUCAGCGCCCAAGAGGGUCGCCUUGGGCUGGGGGCGCACCCCAGGGAGGGGAGGGGUCCAGGCAGCUGGGCCGCCGCGGACACCUAGCGGCUUCAGGGUGAACCCCGACCGCAGCCGUCGCCGCCUCGGGCAGAGUUUGCGCCCUUGCUUUGCGCCCCGGGCGCUGAAGCCGGGCGGGCGAUGCCCGCGGCGUGAAAGCGCCCGCGGCGGGCGCCGACCUCUGUCCUAGUCUCCUGCUCCCCCCGCCCCGCUUGUCCCGUGCCCUUGUGACCCUGGCUUUGGCGCCGUCGCCCAGGCGCCCCGCAAUGUAGCUGCCCCUGCGCCUCGGCGGGAGGCGUCCUGCCCCGCGAGCGCCCGGGGCCCGGAGCCCGGCCUGGGGGCUCAGCCGAGCUCGGGCGGGGCCGGGGCCGCGGUGGCGAUGCACCGGGCCCGUUAGCGCCAGGAGCGCCAGGCAGCUGAGGCGGGGGGCAAGCCCUCCCUCGGAGGAGCCGCGCCCCCGGCCCCGCCGGUCCCGCCGCGAUGCUGUUCCACAGUCUGUCGGGCCCCGAGGUGCACGGGGUCAUCGACGAGAUGGACCGCAGGGCCAAGAGCGAGGCUCCCGCCAUCAGCUCCGCCAUCGACCGCGGCGACACCGAGACGACCAUGCCGUCCAUCAGCAGUGACCGCGCCGCGCUGUGCGCCGGCUGCGGGGGCAAGAUCUCGGACCGCUACUACCUGCUGGCGGUGGACAAGCAGUGGCACAUGCGCUGCCUCAAGUGCUGCGAGUGCAAGCUCAACCUGGAGUCGGAGCUCACCUGUUUCAGCAAGGACGGUAGCAUCUACUGCAAGGAAGACUACUACAGGCGCUUCUCUGUGCAGCGCUGCGCCCGCUGCCACCUGGGCAUCUCGGCCUCGGAGAUGGUGAUGCGCGCUCGGGACUUGGUUUAUCACCUCAACUGCUUCACGUGCACCACGUGUAACAAGAUGCUGACCACGGGCGACCACUUCGGCAUGAAGGACAGCCUGGUCUACUGCCGCUUGCACUUCGAGGCGCUGCUGCAGGGCGAGUACCCCGCACACUUCAACCAUGCCGACGUGGCAGCGGCGGCCGCUGCAGCCGCGGCGGCCAAGAGCGCGGGGCUGGGCGCAGCAGGGGCCAACCCUCUGGGUCUUCCCUACUACAAUGGCGUGGGCACUGUGCAGAAGGGGCGGCCGAGGAAACGUAAGAGCCCGGGCCCCGGUGCGGAUCUGGCGGCCUACAACGCUGCGCUAAGCUGCAACGAAAACGACGCAGAGCACCUGGACCGUGACCAGCCAUACCCGAGCAGCCAGAAGACCAAGCGCAUGCGCACGUCCUUCAAGCACCACCAGCUUCGGACCAUGAAGUCUUACUUUGCCAUUAACCACAACCCCGACGCCAAGGACUUGAAGCAGCUCGCGCAAAAGACGGGCCUCACCAAGCGGGUCCUCCAGGCAUCUCUCUAGAUUUAUCUUCUGCCUCCCAGACUCUCCUGGAAGCAAGGUCUGGUUCCAGAACGCCCGAGCCAAGUUCAGGCGCAACCUCUUACGGCAGGAAAACACGGGCGUGGACAAGUCGACAGACGCGGCGCUGCAGACAGGGACGCCAUCGGGCCCGGCCUCGGAGCUCUCCAACGCCUCGCUCAGCCCCUCCAGCACGCCCACCACCCUGACAGACUUGACUAGCCCCACCCUGCCAACUGUGACGUCCGUCUUAACUUCUGUGCCUGGCAACCUGGAGGGCCAUGAGCCUCACAGCCCCUCACAAACGACUCUUACCAACCUUUUCUAAUGACUCGCAACCCCUCACCCCACAAUUUCUUUAAAAAAGAAAUUAUCUUUAGUUGAAUUCCAAGUGUAUUUUAAAAUAGAGGCUUUGAGCAACUAACUAACCACAUUUUAGGAUCUCGCCUGGAAACAGAGGUAAAAAAAAGAAGUGUGCGCCCGGCUAAUGCAGCGGUGUGGACCGAGGAACAACUUGGAAGAUCUACCUGCAACACAACAUUUGUGUCACUGUACAGUUUUGUGGACUGAGCGAGGAAAAACAACAAAUAAUUUAAGUUGGCUAGAGCUUCUGUAUUUUCAAAGACUGCCACGUGCCUUAGGAAUACUGUUUUAUCUCCAUACUUUGGAUGACUUGUUCAUUUUUCUCUCCCUCUUUUUCUCUGUAUAUUUAUGACCAGAGCAAAAAUGUAAAAAACAAAAAAAACAACAAAAAAAGUUUGUUACUUUGAAUAGUCCUAAAAAGAAAAAAAGAAAAAAAAAAAAGGAAAAAUCAAACCCCCUCCAACGGUCGCUUUGUUGUUUUAGAAUUUUAAGGUGGAAGUCUGUUCGAAUAUCAGAAUUUGUAAAAUCUAACCAGUAAUAAAACCACUUAUUGAAACUA